GCUACAACCCGUCGACAUACGCUGUUGGACGCUUUUCCUCUUCCCCUCUAGUUCUCUUCCCCGGACGGUCUUCUGUUCCUCCCUUUCGCUCUUUUUCCCCUGGUAUACUUCUUUGGUUCAACUAAUUCCUACCCCGUACACAUCGCCAAGAAGUCCAUAUCAGUGAAAUACGUAGCAACGACUCGAAUUCCUCGUCUUCGUCCACAAUGCGACGGUGGUGCUCUGCACUACUUUCUUUGCUUUCUCUAGCCUCGCUAGGCUCCGCCGCGCCGUACAGCGAUGAACUCACCGAUUAUAACCUAAACACCAACCAAAACGCGCAGAAUCCGCUUGAGUACUCCACUAAUAAACUCAGCAGCUAUCACCCUUCGCCAGACAACUGGCGUGAAUUCCCAUUCUAUACCAUCCUUCUCGAUAAAUUUGCAGAUGGCGACCCAUCUAAUAAUGACUACUUCGGCACCACGUUCGAGUACGACUGGCGGGAAACUCAGCUUCGAUUCGGAGGAGAUCUCAAGGGUCUUAAAUCACGGCUUGACUACCUUGCGGGAAUGGGAAUUAAAGGCAUCUUUAUUUCGGGUACCCCCUUCCUGAACUUGAUUUGGCAAGCGGACAGUUACUCACCUCUCGAUUUCACGGUUUUGGACCCUCAUUGGGGUACUAUUGCGGAUUGGCGUGACCUCAUUGAUGAGAUUCACAGGCGUGGAAUGUACUUCAUGGCUGAUUUCACUGUUGGUACCAUGGGUGACUUGGUCGGUUUCGAUGGGUUUUUGAACAAGUCGGCGCCAUUCGAUCCCAAGGAGCACGACGCGGUCUGGAAACAACCUCGGUAUUCACCAUGGGGAUUUGACGAAUACAAGGACUUUUCGAUCAACAAUGCAUAUAAUUCAUCUUGCGUUCUUCCUCCCUUCUGGUCCAACGACGGUACUCAAGCCGACAUCGGAUGGACCACUGGUUGUAAGGCGUCUGAUUUCGAUCAGUAUGGUGACACAGAGGCUUUCGGUGUUCAUCCCGAUUGGCAACGUCAAUUAUCUAAGUUCGCCUCCGUGCAAGACCGUCUUCGGGAAUGGAACCCUUCGGUCAUGGCAAGGCUCCAGAACUUUGUUUGCAUGGCUAUUACUGCUCUGGACCUUGAUGCCAUUCGUAUUGAUAAAGCUACUCAAGUAACUGUUGAUGCACUCGCACAGUGGGCUUCCAGUGCACGAGCGUGUGCGAACAAGCUUGGAAAGAAGAACUUCUUUAUAUCCGGUGAGGUAACUGGUGGUGAUACCUUUGGUUCUCUGUACUACGGUCGCGGUCGUACCCCGACUCAACGUCCUCAAGGUUUCCUGGAAGCCGCGAAUACUACCGCCGAUCAGAACCAAUUUUUCCUUCGUGAUGCACCUUUGAACGCCCUGGACGGCGUCGCUUUCCAUUAUUCUACCUAUCGCUCCUUAACUCGUUUCUUGGGAAUGGACGGUAACUUGCAGGUCGCUUUCGAUGUCGACACCAAUUUUAUCACUGCCUGGAAUCAAAUGUUCGUGAAUAACGACUUCUUGAAUGCGCAGACCGGGAAGGUCGACCCAAGACACAUGUUCGGUACAAGUAAUUUCGAUGUCUACCGUUGGCCUAGCGUAGAGAACGGUACUCAGCGCAGUGUCCUCGGUACCUUCAUCGCCACCUUGGUCAUGCCCGGUAUUCCUCUUCUUUUCUACGGCGAAGAGCAGAAUUUCUAUCUAUUUGAUACCGGCGCGUCAAAUUACCUCUACGGUCGUCAGGCAAUGGUCAGUAACAAGGCCUGGCAGCGUCAUGGAUGCUACUCGCUCGGCUCGGACCAGUACUUCAACAUGCCUAUUGGAAAGGCCAUGCUUGGGUGUCAGGAUGACUGGAACUCGCUCGAUCACUUUGACCCCACCACCGACACUUACCGUGUCUUCGGUCACAUGAACUACCUGCGUACUCAGUACAACGCCCUCCAGGACGGCUUCAAUCUAGUUCAACGUGGAAACUGGACUUAUUUCAUCCAGCGCCCUGGUUCGAACCAAACGGAGACCGAGAUGGGCAUGUGGUCGGUUACUCGCUCUGCCAUUGAGACGGUCCAGACGUUGACGGGUAACCACACUGACCAAAUUUGGAUGUUGUACUCGAACGAGAAUCAGACUAAGACGUGGUCGUUCGACUGCAAGGGUCCCAAGUGGAUUCCUUCACCCUACCAGUCCGGUACUAAAGUCAGGAAUUUGUUCUACCCGUAUGAGGAGUACGAUCUCGCCGAUUCCCUGUCGUCUUUCCACAACGAUGGUCAACCACCAUUCACUGGUUGUUUACAGUCUGUCACCAUUCCGCCGUACGGUUUCAAGGCUCUCGUUCCGUCCACUGAGUGGGUUGGUCCGCAACCCGCUCUUACCAAGUUCACCCCUGGGCAUGAUGCACGUCUUAUCGCCGAACCGGGCGAUGCCAAUGCCACGACGAUUGACAUAACUUUGGAAUUCAAUGUCGAAAUGGACUGUCCCACCGUCACGCAGUCGCUGUCGUUCAACGUGUCGUCCUCUGGCAAGGGCGGUAACCCUACACUGGAUGCGAAUAGUGUUAAGUGUCAAACAACGAAAGGCCCAGAGCCCCUCGUCCCUGGCGUUGAUGCAUCUCAAUGGACGUGGAGUGGCACUCUUCAGAACGUCCCCGACGGUAUUUUGACAAUCACCGUGAACAGCCCUACCUCUCAAGCAGGCCAGUCUACGAACUCUGUCGAUCAUUUGAUGUUGCGCAAGGGUUCGUCGCAGAACGUGCUCGUCAACCCCAACGCCGACUACGACAACGAGGCCUUUGGCUACUCUGAUGGCAAGUACACCUUCACCCACAAAGCGUUUGGCGCCGACAUGCUUCGAUACUCCUGGAACUUCGGUCAGAACUGGACUAGUUGGCAGAACUGGGAGGACACGACUACCAUCGACUCAAGCGUGUUUGAUAACAAGGCCAACUUUUGGCAAGGACAACACAUCAUUGUCCAAUACUGGAGUCAAGCUGCGCUUUCUGCCGCCCACGUUGUCCACGCUGACCGCGGUUAUGGAAAGCCUCGUCGCGUUCCUCAAUUCUUGGCGCGUGGUCCCUUCAAUGACUGGGGUUUCGAUCAAGGUACUCCGGCGCAGAUGGAACACAACGACGAGGGCAAGUGGGAGCUGGAGAUUAUGGCUACCUGGCCGACGUAUGUCCAACUUAACGUCUGGGCAUACGACGACUACUACUAUGGUGAUACCGACGGCGAUGGUGUCAUGGAUCGUCUCCCUCCCAACACCGCUGCUCCCAACUAUCUCAACAUGUCCGCUCCUCCUCAUCCUCAUCUUGCUUGGGCCCUCGUCGUUGACGACGCGACGCUGACCUGGUCACUCGAACCUCGUGGACAAUCAGCUGUCGGUGCUAUCAUGUAUGCGCUGCUGCUUUCCAUCCCUCUCAUCACCGGUACCCUCGCUGUCGUGAUCUUCAUGUGGUCGUUCUACGGCAUCAAGUACAACAAGUGGGGUGUAAAGCCCAACAAGGAGACCAGCUACUUCCCCAUUAUCGGCUCGCUCGGUAACAAGUCGAGCUCGAAUGUGAAGGAGGCGACACCGUCAAUGUCCGAGAAGAUCUUCCACCAUGGACAUAAGGCGAACCAGGACAUUAUUGGCUGGCCCGAGGACAAGAACAAGCGUCGCAAGGUCCUCAUUGCAACUCUAGAGUACGAAAUCAUCGACUGGAAGCUCAAGGUUAAGAUCGGUGGUCUCGGUGUCAUGUCCAGUUUGAUGGGUAAAGCUAUGACGGAUGUCGAUCUCAUUUGGGUUAUUCCGAAGGUCAAGGAUCUCGAGUACCCGCCUGGCGAACCCGCAGAACCUAUCGAAGUCAUCAUUUUCGGCGAGCCUUACCUGAUCGAGGUCGAAACUCAUGUUCUUGACAACAUCACCUAUGUCAUCCUUGACAGUCCCGUCUUCCGUGCGCAAACCAAAUCUGAUCCUUACCCUGCUCGUAUGGACGAUCUGUCCUCCGCCAUCUUCUACUCGACUUGGAACCAGGCUAUCGCUGCCACCGUCAGACGUUCCCCAGUGAUUGACAUCUACCACGUCAAUGAUUACCACGGCGCCCUUGCUCCCAUCUAUCUACUGCCAAAGGUCCUUCCCGUUUGUCUAUCGCUUCACAACGCCGAGUUCCAGGGUCUCUGGCCACUUCGUACGAAGGAGGAAAUGAAGGAGGUUUGCUCGGCAUUUAACAUCAGCAAGGAACACUGUACGAAAUACGUCCAGUUCGGUAACACGUUCAACUUGCUACACGCGGCCGCCUCUUUCAUCAGUGUUCACCAAAAGUCUAUUGGUGUUGCUGGUGUGUCUGACAAAUACGGAAAGCGUUCAUGGGCUCGUUACCCCGCUCUUUGGACCCUCAAGCAUGUCGACUCGUUGCCUAACCCUGAUCCCACUGAUAUCGCCGCCUUGGAUGAGAAACCUAUAUCCGUUCGCGACAUUCAGAUCGACCAGGUUGCAGAAUCCGAACGUCCCGAGCACAAGCGACAAGCACAAGAGUGGGCUGGUAUAAAGCAGGAUCCUAACUCGGACUUGUUCGUGUUCGUCGGUCGUUGGUCUAAGCAAAAGGGUGUCGACCUUAUUGCGGAUGUCAUGCCGUCUCUGCUCGAGAAACGGCCUUCAAUCCAAUUGAUUACCGUUGGUCCCGUCAUCGAUCUGUACGGUCGUUUCGCAGCUGAGAAGCUCAACCGGCUCAUGGAACUCUACCCCGACCGUGUAUAUUCGAAGCCCGAGUUCACUGCUCUGCCGCCUUACCUGUUCAGUGGUGCUGAUUUCGCCCUCAUUCCCUCUCGUGAUGAGCCGUUCGGUCUCGUCGCCGUCGAAUUCGGUAGAAAGGGUGCCCUCGGUGUUGGUUCUCGUCUUGGUGGUCUGGGUCUAAUGCCUGGUUGGUGGUUCCCUGUUGAGUCGAUGUCGACCGAGCAUAUGAUGUCUCAGUUGACGAAGACAAUCAAGAUGGCUCUGAAAUCCACUGAAGAGGAACGCGCAAUGCUCCGUGCUCGAUCGGCAGUUCAACGUUUCCCCGUCGUCGAGUGGCGUCAGCGCAUGGAGGACUUCCACAAGCGUAGUAUCAAUAUGAGUCGAUCACUUGCUGGUGCCAACGCUUGGCGUGCGUCAGAUUGCGAUGGUGGAGGGGGACGACCUAUUCCCGAGCAUGAUGAUUGGGACCCCGAGUAUCAGGCUUACCCGUCACAACCGGCAUGGGACACGCGUAGCGUUAGCGACAGUCCAAGAUCUGCUGCUGGGACACCUGGAUCACCUGGUCAAUGGAGUCAGGAUGCUUUAACACCUACCGGAGACCAUCUUGCCGCCCCUUCUCGUGUUCAAGCGGAUGCCAACCGUGCAUCGUUUAGCUCCGAUGCUGACAGUGAUUACUUCUCGCAGGACCGCAAUAGUACCGCCCCACAACCAAACUACGGCAAUUUCCUCGAGAGGGCUAACAAAACCAUUGCUCGCGAUCAAAAGAACGCUCCUGAUCCUUUCCUCGAUGCUGCGCCAUCGCGGCCUUUCGGUGCUCACUCUCGUGCCUCCUCGGUCGAAUCCAUUGCGUCUAUCGUCAAUGAGAAACAAGAUUCACCGCUCAACAAGGCCAUCGCUUCGUUCACGGAUUCCGAUGGUGGCGUCGCGCAAGAAUUCGUCCAGAAACUUCAAAUGCUGAACUCUCACAAUUCGAAGGGUGAACUAUCUAUCGAAAAGUUCCUUACGAAGAGUGAGGAGAAGUUCUUCGACAAGGUCAAAAAGGAUAAGCUGUCCAGUGCAGCUAGUAUUCGGUCAUCGCGAAGGGAUUCCGUUUGGGGCACUCCUGCGCCAUCCACAUUUGACCAUUCUCGUCCAUCUUCACCAAUGGGUUCCUCUUCCUUUGGCGGCCCGGAGGAUGGUUACAGUGGACCACUACCCAACGGCAACGACGAGGUAAUCAUGACCGGUCUACAAAUUGCCAUGUCGCGUGAACUCUUUGGCUGGCCUUUGUAUACAAUCGUCAUCGCAGCAGGCCAAAUGUUAAGCGCGACAAGUUUCCAGAUCACCCUACUGUCCGGUCAGAAUUGGCAAACAGAUUUGCAGCUCUACGUGUUGGGCGGCGUCUUCUUGGCAGCUUCUACCGUUUGGUACACUCUCUUCCGGUUCAAACCUUCGGUCUACGUUCUUGCAGCACCCUGGCUCUUCUUCGGUAUCGCCUUCUUCUUGAUCGGUCUGCCUUCAGUAGCGUCUGCGUUACAUCCCGCGCACAGUGCUCUUUCAAGCGCUGCCACUUGGGCCUAUGCGGUUGCAUCUGCAGCAGCAUUCCUGUUCUUCGGUUUGAACUUUGGAGAGGAAGCUGGUGCUGCUACUGAGGUUUGGACUAUGCGAGCUUGUGUUGUCCAGGGUUCCCAACAGAUAUGGGUUGCCGCUCUUUGGUAUUGGGGCAAUUCGCUCAGUGGUGCCAAGGACGAUCAGUUCGCGCCGUGGUGGAUCGUCCUGAUUGUCUGGCCGUUGGCUGUCAUCAGUUUCCUGUUCGCCUACCUCAUGCUUUACGGUCUUCCCGAUUACUACCGUCAGACACCUCCUAAAGUACCGAACUUCCUCAAGACCUUGUUCCGCCGGAAGUUGGUGCUUUGGUUCCUUGGCUCCGAAAUUCUGCGUGAUUACUGGCUGAGCGGACCCUAUGGCCGUAACUGGAGUUUCCUCUGGUCAGUUCCUAUCCCGAAGUGGCAGAUCCUCCUCCUCGUCAUCGCAUUCUUCAUCGGUGUAUGGGCUCUCAUGCUCGGCAUUCUUACGUACUUCAGCAAGACGCAUACUUGGCUGCUCCCUGUCUUCGCAGUCGGAUUAGGCGCUCCCCGUUGGUGUCAGAUGCUCUGGGGUACUUCGUCACUUGCUCUGUACAUCCCAUGGGCAGGCCACGCGGGUCCUUAUCUUGGUAUCUCCCUCUGGCUCUGGCUCGGCGUCCUCGAUGCCAUUCAGGGUGUUGGCCUUGGUAUGAUCCUCCUCCAAACAUUGUCCCGUUUACAUGUCUGCGCUACCCUGGCCUUCGCUCAAAUCAUCGGUUCAGUAUGCGUCAUGGUCGCUCGCGCUACUGCGCCGAAUCGAAUCGGACCAGAGAGUGUAUUCCCAGAUGCCGCGAAAUGGGACUUCGAAGAAGGUCUCAAGGGUAGUCCACUGGCCUCUGCGCCAUUCUGGGUUGCCAUGAUCUGCCAGAUAAUCAUCGUCAUUGGCUACUUCUGGUUCUACCGCAAGGAACAACUUGGUAUGCACCUUUGUUUAUACCUUCCCCCACCUGUUUACUCAUGGUUUCUGUUUACAGCGCGCCCAUGAUCACGACCUAGAGGAAUUAUGAAUAUAAAGGGGUGUGGACUGACUUCUAGAUUUAUUAUCUUUUGCACUGCGGACUUUUACUUUUACUAUCGUACAUUAUCAUCUUUCGAGGAAUAUCCAUGGACUGUGAUUACUACUACGGACUCUGUAUACUCGUGAUUUUUGGUCGCUAUAGCAAACACACUCGCUACAUUUUCUUUCGUCGUAUAUCCUAGCAACUGCAAUCCAUCGAAUACAUGCAUAGUCCAUGAAUAUUAAUAUGUGCACUGGAAGGUGUAGUAGCCGACAGGUAGAUGAUAUACUAAUGUAAGUCC
Molecule: messenger RNA, 7618 nt
Organism: Somion occarium
Lineage: Eukaryota; Fungi; Basidiomycota; Agaricomycetes; Polyporales; Cerrenaceae
Source: the annotation of a GenBank genome assembly